Arctia plantaginis is the source of this 1716-nucleotide messenger RNA. NCBI's taxonomy places the organism in Eukaryota, Metazoa, Arthropoda, Insecta, Lepidoptera, Erebidae. The record is from the annotation of a GenBank genome assembly.
AUGUCUGACGCUUGGGAAGAAAUUCAAGCUGUUAAGAGUAAGAGAAAUAGUCUACGAGAGAAAUUAGAAAAACGUAAGAAGGAACGGCAGAUCAUACUAAGCACCAAUGCUAACUUGGUUACUAAUGAGAAGUCAGAAGGUUCACCGGGUGGCGGGAAAGAGCGUUCCGCUGCCAGCCCAGCUUCACAGAAAAAUGAUGCUCAAUUACUAGAGAAGCCAAAGUUGCUGGUACCGUCAGCCUCCUUAGAAGUGCGAUUGCUUCAAGUCCUUUCAGAUAUGCAAUUACAACUUCCUGCAACCGCUAGUUCUCUACUCCCUGGAUUGGGUGAUGUUGACACUGGUAUCAUAGCAAGCUUAUUACAAAAGUUUGCUACACAGAAACUCAUUACUAUCAAAGAAAGAACUGAGAGCACAACAGAUGCCAGCUUAGAAGUUGUCAGUGCAGAGUCCGUAAGACUUGGGGCUGUACUUGCAGCUUUAAUGGAAGAACAGGCUGCAGGAGAGAAGACCCCUCACAAGAGAAAAGGGGAAAACGUGAACGACGACAGUUCUAAUCCGAAGGUAGCAAAAACCGCCGCAGAUGAGAAGAAAACCUCCAAAAAUGACACAGAUCUUAUGUCUCUACUGGCGAUGCCAUCGAGCAGAGAGAAAGCUGUGAAGAGGGUAGGCGAAGAAAUCAUGGACUUGCUGAGUAAACCUACGGCAAAGGAAAAAUCACUUGCUGACAAAUUUAAAAGUCAAGGAGGCGCGCAGGUGAUGGAGUUCUGCCCGCACGGGACGCGCGCGGAGUGCGCACGCGCCCUGCAGCCCAACGCGCCGCUCGCACGUGACGCGUGCUGCAAGAAGCUACACUUCAAAAAGAUCAUCCAGGGACACACAGAUGAGUCACUCGGGGAUUGUUCCUUCCUCAACACAUGCUUUCACAUGGACAGUUGCAAGUAUGUCCACUAUGAGGUUGAUAACACUGAUCCUAAUGCAACAGCAAAAUCUAGCGAGAGUGUUUCUAAAGGGACACAUAAUGGAACAAAUGUGGUGACGAAGCCAGACGGCGUGCUAACUCUCACGCCCCCACAAUGGAUACAAUGCGAUCUUAGGUACCUGGAUAUGACAUUUUUAGGUAAGUUCGCAGUGAUAAUGGCUGACCCACCAUGGGAUAUCCACAUGGAGUUGCCGUACGGUACAAUGUCGGAUGACGAGAUGAGAUGCCUCGGAGUGCCACAGCUUCAGGACAGCGGACUCAUAUUUUUGUGGGUCACCGGCAGAGCUAUGGAGUUAGGCCGCGAAUGUCUCAAACUGUGGGGUUACGAACGAGUGGACGAGUUGAUCUGGGUGAAGACCAACCAGCUGCAGAGGAUCAUACGCACAGGCCGGACUGGACAUUGGCUCAACCAUGGGAAGGAGCACUGUUUGGUGGGUAUGAAAGGUAAUCCGGACAACUUAAACCGCGGUCUGGACUGUGACGUCAUCGUAGCCGAAGUCAGAGCCACUUCCCACAAACCCGACGAGAUAUACGGAAUCAUUGAGCGAUUAAGUCCAGGUACUAGGAAAAUAGAACUAUUUGGACGUCCACACAACGUACAACCUAAUUGGAUAACACUCGGCAACCAAGUGGACGGUGUACGCCUGGUCGACCCAGAUCUCAUCUGUGCGUUCAAGAAGCGGUACCCAGACGGAAACUGCAUGGCGCCCCCUCCUCCCGACCCUGGGCUCGCAUAG